Daktulosphaira vitifoliae (grape phylloxera) is the source of this 3375-nucleotide messenger RNA. Its product is annotated as leucine-rich repeat-containing protein 24-like. The record is from RefSeq and is a predicted model, not a curated record. The coding region runs from base 382 to 2298 and encodes 638 amino acids. The transcript has a single exon. Gene Ontology annotation, cellular component: plasma membrane. Lineage: Eukaryota; Metazoa; Arthropoda; Insecta; Hemiptera; Phylloxeridae. Gene Ontology annotation, molecular function: protein binding.
UCCUUCAGUCGGUGCUUGUCGACCGUCGGAUGUUGUCGUCAUUGUUUUUCUUAUUCGCCAAUCGCACUGUAGUGAGUUCUAUGUAUACGUGUAUUUCAUAUCGUAACCCGAAUCGAGUAUUUGUUGUUUUAUAACCGUACGCGAGUGUUUAAAUAAUAUGUGCUUAUCGGUAUUUGUUUAAGUGAUUUUGACAAUUAUAAUUUAAGGUUUUAUUUUUUUAGAAAUUGCAAUUGAUUAAACCCGCGAUGCAUGUCGAUACCGCUUUUAUUCACCACCGUGGUAACUACGACCACGGUGGUGGCGGUGGUGGUGUCGAUCAUGAUGGUCGGUAUAGCAUAAACGGCAGUAAACGUGGUAUUGCAUAAAUCGGCUGCCACCACAAUGCCUAAGAAAAUUAUAUUAUACCUGACGGUUGUUGUCGUUAUGUUUACGACCGUGACAUCUUUGGUUGACACCUGUCAGGAAGUUUGUUCGUGUAAAUGGAAAGGUGGAAAGCAAAGCGUCGAGUGCAAAAAUAAAUCAUUGAUCACUAUCCCGGAUGAUAUUGAUGGAGCCACUCAAGUUCUUGAUGUGUCUGGUAACAACUUUCAAAUACUGUCUGCCGACACAUUUUACCGGGCCGGGUUGUUAAACUUACAAAGAGUUUACAUGAGCAGUUGUCGAAUUGGACAAAUUGAUAUUCAAGCACUUCAUGGUCUAAAAAAUUUAAUAGAACUCGAUCUUUCUAAGAACAUGUUAACUUCCGUGCCGUCAGCGACCUUUCAAAAUGUACCACUACUUAGAGAAUUAUCACUGGCGAAAAAUCCCAUACAAAAAUUAGACCACGACGCGUUUCGCCAUUGUGCUGGUCUAGUUGUCUUAGACUUGUCUGGAUGUGAGCUUCGCACAGUAGCAGCUACUGCAUUUGUUGGUAUUCAGCGAUUGGAAAACUUAAAACUUGGUAACAAUCGUCUUACUGAACUCAUGGCCAGUACUAUAGAUACACUGAACAAGGUACAAGGUGUAGAACUACAAGAGAAUCCGUGGCACUGUGAUUGUAAUAUGAGGUCAGUCAAAAUGUGGCUGACUAAAAAUAAUAUUCCAACCUUUGUUGAUCCUUCGUGUUCUACGGGUCCUGGACAUGUAGCUAACAAGACAUUUUCUUCUUUGAACGUAGAUGAUUUUGCAUGUCAGCCACACAUUCAACACGAGGACCCUACUGUAGAGGCAGCAACUGGUGAUAAUGCAUCUGUAUCAUGUCGUGUACAUUCAAUACCAGAAGCAAAAGUGUCAUGGUAUUGGAACGGACGACCACUUGCUAACAAUUCAGCUUUUGGUCCAUUUCAAAGAGUGUUUAUGACUGAGCGAGGACCAGGACAUAGUUUGCUGGUAUUAACCAAUGUGCAACCUUCAGAUUCCGGCCUGUUCCUAUGCGUAGCUGAAAACCGAGCAGGCCGAGCAGAAGCCAAUUUUACAUUAGUUGUUACUAGACUGGGUGGACUAGCUUUUCUAGCUAAUGGCCAGGUGGCUGGACUGAGUGUAUUUUUGGUAUUUCUGAUUGUCACAAUUUUAUUGGUAAUCGUUUACCUUUUGGUGCGUAUUAAGAGACUGCCGCCAUCAGCAUCUUCCGCUGACGGCAAACAUAGACAACCAAUUAUGACCGUGGCUACUGCUACACCAAAUGGUACCGCUGUUAAAGCGGUUAAACAACAAGGUUCUUUAGACACUACCAGUCAUCCUAUGGCCACUAAUCAAUCACUGCCUACUCCUCAUGUAACUGAAUUAGUCGCGACAUUAUCACGUCGGCCAAAACUUACCGAGUUAGCGUUCACUACUGACCACUAUGAAGCGGGUUUUGGCGGUAGUGUUAUAGACUCGACUGGUGGUAGAUCGGUUCUAUACCACAGUCAACCAUCUAACCCAGAUCUAAUAGCCGACGCUCCAUCACAACAGCAGCAGCAGCAACAACAACAGCUAAAGCGCCAAAGGCCCAGAUCUGGAAGUGGUGAAUAUCAUCGAGCUACUGAUGAUGAUGGUGGUUUAUAUUCACCUAGUUUUUGGGCUUCGUCAGACUCAACGACUACUAUGUCAGUUGCGUGUAAUGAUCGAACUCCAAUUAUCGAGAGGUCUCCUCCAUUACCACCUCCUCAAUUUCAACCAAUAGUAUCACCUACUGUCACGGUGGAUCCGAAAGCUGCCAGUCUUAGGGUGUGGAAACACGGGGUGCAGGUAAUGCCACCACUUAGUGCGCUUAAGAGAGCACUAAACAAGGGAUCGCCAGAUGAAGGUUACCAAGAAGGAUGUGGAACCGAUGUGUGAUCUCAAUCACGGUUGUUGUUGUUAUUGUUAUUAUUAAGCAAAAUUAAGUAAACAGAAUGAAAUUUGUUUAAAGUAUUUUGUAAAAAUUACUAUAUUAUUUUUACUAAAAUUAGAAAUUAAAAUCGUAUACAGGCCGUUUUAUAGUAUUGUUCUACCAUUCCAAAAUGUAAAUGUUUUAUGUCUGCUUUUUUCACAAGGCAUAAAUUUGUUUAAGUAAAGCUGAAUUAUUUACCAAUAUGAUACAGAUUAUAUUUUAACAAAAAAUAUACACGAACUAAAAAUAUUUACACUACAUAAGUAAAUUCAUUAAAUUUCGAAUAUCUCUUAAUUUCCUUCACUCAACUUUAAAAAUCCAUUUUCGAGAAGCCAUUGUAUAUAAAAAAUCGUCGUUUGGAGUAUGCACUAUUUUAGUUUUUCAGUCAAACAAUAGACAUAAAUAUUGUUCUAUGUUGGUCAUCAUUGACGUCUAGAAAAACCUUUUUGUUCCUAACAGCCUUUGAAAUACCUCUGAUUUGUCGUCCUAAACAAACAUUUCACGUGGUAUAUUUGUUGAAAAUCUAUUUUCUUUGUGCUUUGAUCUAAAUCUCCGACCAAUUGCCUGUUUCCCAGUCUUUCCUUCCUAUUUUAUAUUGGAAACAUUCCAACAAUUUCCGGUCUGGUGGUAAAAUCAAUUUUAUCUGCGAAUUUUGAGAUACCGUGAUAGAGUACCGUACGACAUAAUUAUCAUACCAUGCGAUUCACCCCUGGUCCCUACUCUGAUCAUUGUGUUAGAUAGGGUGACACCCUCUGUGUUCAGAGUUACACAUAUUUUACUUUUUCGACAGCUACGAAAAGUGGUGACUAGUUGAGUGUACUAUAAAAGUGCCACGAAAGGAACGAAAAUGCAAUGGGAUCAAGUUCAUAACGCUGUAUUUGGCUUCUCAUCACUACUCCUCUUUUUGUUAUCAAUACAUCAGUAGAAUUAGGAAAAAAUACGCCUUUAAAGCAACCUUGGUGGUUUAGUUUAUUCGUUGUCAUCAAGGGAAAACGAUGAGAACAUUGGAGAUGAAAAAAAAACAAGACAAGAAAUAGAAAACA